This is a messenger RNA of Nerophis ophidion (straightnose pipefish), 7834 nucleotides long. RefSeq lists its product as uncharacterized. NCBI's taxonomy places the organism in Eukaryota, Metazoa, Chordata, Actinopteri, Syngnathiformes, Syngnathidae. The record is from RefSeq and is a predicted model, not a curated record. Gene Ontology annotation, molecular function: nucleic acid binding. The transcript is spliced from 2 exons. Gene Ontology annotation, biological process: DNA integration. The coding region runs from base 4 to 2979 and encodes 991 amino acids.
GAUAUGCCUAAACUCAACAGUUCCAUAUCCACCGUCAUGGCACACUUGAGAAACACAGAGAAAAGGCUCAAGAAGAAUCCAGAGAAAGUCACUCCUUUUUCUGCUGAGAUCACUAAGCUCAUUCAAGCAGGGUAUGUCAAGAAGCUCUCGCAUGAAGAAACAGAACAGUCCAAUGAAGCCUGGUAUCUUCCCUAUCAUCUUGUGUUCCACAACGAGAAGGCAAGACUUGUCUUCAACUGCUUGUUUCGACAUCAGGGAGUGUCUGUGAAUGACCAACUCCUCCCUGGGCCUACACUGGGACCAUCAUUGUUAGGUGUUCUUCUUCGGUUCAGACAGCACCCGGUAGCUGUAAGUGGAGAUAUCCGAGCAAUGUUUCAUCAGAUCCGUCUUCUCCCUGAAGAUAGACCACUCCUUCGGUUUAUCUGGAGAGAUUUGCGCAGCAAAAACCCGCCAGACGUUUAUGAAUGGCAAGUGCUUCCAUUCGGAACGACAUGCAGCCCGUGCUGUGCAAUAUUUGCUCUGCAGCAACUUGCUCGGAGUCACCAACACAGAAAUCCAGGACUUCUUAAAUUAGUGGAGCAAAGUUUCUAUGUGGAUAAUUGCUUAAAGAGUUUCACCGACAUAUCUGAGGCUGCACAGCAGGUGACUCAGUUGCGCAAAGUGAUGGCAGAAGGAGGAUUUGACCUCCGACAAUGGGCAAGUAACCAACCAGAGGUGUUAGCCCAAGUCCCUGCUGAAGGAAGAUCGACUACCACAGAGCAGUGGCUAAGCCAGAACCGAGUUGAGCCACAAGAGCCUGCUUUAGGCCUGAGAUGGAACUGUGCUACUGACACCCUUGGCUAUCAAUGUAGAAACAUCGAACAUACCAUAUUGACCAUGAGGACUGCAUAUCAGGUGCUAGCCAGUCAGUAUGACCCCCUGGGGUUUAUAGUACCAUAUACGACCCGUGCCAAGGUUCUCAUCCAGCAGUUAUGGUCCAAGCAGAGAAGCUGGGAUGACUCCGACUUACCACAAGCCCUGCAGGAGGCCUGGAAGCAGUGGGAGAGUGAACUCCAACAUCUAGAUAAAUUAUCCAUACCACGUUGCUACACACCAAUCCCAACCACUGGUCCCGAGUAUGAUCUCCACAUCUUUUGUGAUGCCUCUGAACGAGCAUAUGGGGCAGUUGCUUAUGUCAGACUACAGACUAAAGACGUCAUUUUCACCUCGUUCGUUAUGGCAAGAUCAAGGGUAGCUCCGAAAAGGCAGCAAUCCAUGCCUCGCUUGGAGCUCUGUGCAGCAUUAGCUGGAACUCAGCUUGCCAAGGUUUUGAAAACAGAGAUGAAUCUCCCUCUUCAAAGGACGACCCUGUGGUCGGAUUCCACCACUGUUCUGGAGUGGCUCCAGUCGGACUCUUGUCGCUUCAAGGUCUUUGUUGGAACGCGUGUCUCAGAGAUACAGGAGCUGACUGAUCGACAAUCCUGGCGGUAUGUUGACACUCACAACAAUCCUGCUGAUGACAUCACCAGGGGGAAACCACUUCUGGAACUUGCGGCAGAUGGGCGCUGGAGUCAAGGACCCCCAUUUCUCAGGCAAAGUGCGGAAUACUGGCCAAAAAGACCGGAGAAAGAUUCAACCCUGACUUUGUCCGAACGAAAGAGCAUCACCUUCUGUGGUCUUGCAGAAGUGCAAAGCGACAAUAAUAUUCCGGAUGCCUCUCCAUUCAAUACCUGGAAAGAAUUAGUAAAAGUCACUCAGCAGGCGGGACAGGAAGCACCAGAAGGUUCGACACACAGUCAGACAAUCAGCUCCCAAGAAGCUGAGUUUCAGUUGCUAAGAAGAUGUCAAGUUCAAACCUUUCCCGCAGACAUCAUAUCUCUUAAAACACGUCUAGCGUGCCUCUCCCGUGAGUGGGACUCAACUGCAGGGUUAAUUCGAGUUGGGGGUAGGCUGCGACGACUCCAGAACCCGGACCUAGAAGAGAUCCAUCCUAUUGUGCUGGACCCAAAACAUCAGAUAACUAAACUCCUCAUCAAGGACAUGGACGAACGUCUUCUGCACCCAGGUACAGAGCGAGUGUAUGCAGAACUUCGGAGACAUUACUGGAUUUUACGAGGACGUCAAGCUGUCAGGCACCAUCAGCCCAAUUGCCCAUCUUGUCAACGCUGGAGAGCUCAACCGACAGUCCCAAGGAUGGCAGAUCUGCCACCGCAACGCCUCAGACUUCUCUGUCCACCAUUCCAUUCAACAGGUGUGGAUUGUUUUGGACCUUAUCUGGUCAAAGUGGGCAGAAGAUCAGAGAAGCGGUGGGGUGUCAUUUUUAAGUGUCUUACAACUCGAGCAGUUCACAUCGAGCAAAUCAACUCCAUGGAUGCCGAUGCAUUCCUUCUCGCUCUACGUCGGUUCAUUGCCAGGAGGGGAAGACCAAGAGAGGUACUGUCAGAUUGUGGGACCAACUUCCGAGGAGCAGAAAGAGAACUCAGGACAGUGUUUGCAGGGAUGGAACCUCAGCUAAGAGAGCAACUGACAGAAUAUCAGAUUGACUUCAAAUUCAACCCUCCAAAUGCCCCUCAUUUUGGUGGGGCAUGGGAAAGUGAAAUUAGAUCCAUCAAGGCCAGUCUCCAAGUCGCAGUGGGAGGGCAGUCAGUCACAGAAGAUGUCUUGCACACAAUUCUAGUAGAAGUGGAGGGAAUACUGAACUCAAAACCCCUAGGGUACGUAUCAUCUGAUGUUUCUGAUCUGGACCCAAUCACCCCAAACAUCCUUCUCAUGGGGCGGCGAGAUUCUGCACUGCCGCAAGUAGUUUACGUCCCAGCUGUCAUGGGGCGGCCAAACACUUGUGGAUCAGUUUUGGAUCCACUUCAUCCGCAGCUACCUACCCACUUUGCAGACCAGGUCAAAAUGGCAAAGGUCUUCCGAAAAUUUAACCAACAACACUGUAGUUUUGAUAGUGGACCCUUCACUUCCAAAAGCACAGUGGCCCAUCGGCAAAGUGGUUAAAACCAUUCCGAGUCAAGACGGACAGGUUAGGACUGCUGAGGUAAUGGUCAAGAGUAAAGUCUACACCAGACCUGUAGCUCGCUUGAUCCCACUUCCAAGUUUAGAGGAUGACAGUAAGGACACUUGAAGAAUUCCGGUAGUUACACAUUUGUUAUACAAAUGUGGGGGUGGCUGUUAAGAAUUCUCCAUAUUAGUUACGUUUCAAAUACUUUAUUUUGAAGCAUUUCUUGACAGUGUCACUUCCGCUUCCUUCCUGUAGGUGUCACUUCCGCUUCCCGUUUGACGUGUGUUAAUGUGUGCUGACUUGUUUCUCUGUUAUGUUUAAUCGGUGCUCUAGUCCUUGACGAUAUGACCUUUUACAUGUCUCGGACAUCUCCGUCUUGGUCCUGGCUGCCUAAGGUAGUACUCUCUAAGCUUUUGUACAUGUGUCUGGCUACAAAUUUAACUUGGGUAAAAGUCAAAUAUUUUCUUUAGAUUUGUCUGCUCAAUUUUCCCUUUAAAAUUGCCUCGCAAAGUUUCACAUAUUUGGGCAUCCAGGUCACAUACGCUUGCAGAGCUUUAUAAAGCCAACUUUGUUCCACAGUUGUCCAUAAUCCAGGGAGGUUUUGAUCACAGGUCCUUAUUUGAUUUAUCUACAGUGGCCAGUGUCAACUCAGUUAGAAUGAAUGCACUUUGCUCCAGUGUAUUAUUAGGGUUUAUUUGAAAUAGGGACGGAUACAAAAAACAUAGACAUCUGAAACAGUUAUCCAAUGUAUGCAUUAUAGUGUUUGUAACCAAAACUAAUUUACAACACUUGUCCCCAACAACAACAACAACAUAGAUCCAACAUCAUUAAAAUAGGAAAAUAAAAUAAAAAAAUAAAAAAUUAGUUGAUAAUAAUGAUAAUAGAAAUAAUACAGACAAAGUGCAAACUAGAUAAAAGCCAAUAAUAAUAAUAAUAAUAAUAAUAAUAAUAAUAACAACACUAGAUAAAAAACAAUUAGUACAAAUUAGUAAGAACUAAAUAUCGGAACACGAUUGCUGCUCAACUAGCCAGAAUUGUGUUUGUUUUUUGAAAGUGCAGAUAUACUUUUCAAAGUGUCAGGUAAAGAGUUCCAUAGUUGUGGUCCUUUUAUUGAAAAGGCAGUCUGGGCAAUGUUCUACGGAACGGAAAGCAACACUUGCCUUUUGACAUUGCUCUGGUGGUAGAUCUGGUACCACUUUGCAGUCUUGUAAUUGCCUUGCAGAGCAAUUGGGGAGCAGAGUUAUCCAAGCAUUUAAAAAACAAUUUGACUGUAUGUAACAAAAUAAAAUUGGUAAAACUUAAAAUAUUGUAUUUGGUAAAAAUUUGGCAAUGAUGAUAUCGUAUACUCUUCUUAUCUAGGACUUUCAAGGUGCGGUUGUAAAGACACUCAAUGGUCUUGAUUGAUGACUGGUGUGCCUGGGACCAUGUAGUUAAGCCAUAAGAUAUGUGUGAAAGAAUCAUUGAAUUCAUAAAAGUAAAAGCAUAGCUGAGAGUUAAGCAGUUUCUUAUGGUCUUAAAACAGCCUAGGUUGGCCUUCAGGGUUUUACACAUUUUCCUAAUGUGACUUUUAAAAUUCAGCUGAUAGUCUAUGAUUAUGCCCAAAUAUUUGACUUCAGGUACUUGUUCAAUGACCUCAUCAUUCAUUUUUAUAUUUAGGUUUGUUUUAGGUUGCUUUUUUAUGGAGUAGCAGACAGAGUUAGUCUGUUUAGUGUUCAAAGUUAAACAGGAUGAUGCCAGCCAAGAUGCUAUUUCGUCUAAUUUAGCUUUUCAGCAACUACAGUAUAUGUCUUACCAGAUGUGUAUACGACUGUGUCAUCCGCAUACAUCUGUAAAUCUAUAUCUGUGCAUACAUCUGGUAGGUCAUUGAUGUAUAGACUGAAUAGUACCGGUCCCAAGACACUACCCUGAGGUAUACCUGUUUCAAUUUUGCGGGAGAAAGAUCUCACACUAGAACACUUUUGUCCCUCAGUCCUUCUUUCGUAAAUUAAAAUUCAGUUUUUAGAUUUCAUUUGAAAUCAAACGACUCACAGGUUACUUCAAAAAUAUUUACCAAAAAGACCGAAAUUGUCGGGAGGAUUAGCACUACCAAACUUUAGGUUUUGCUACUGGGCCACUAACAUUAGAAUUUUCAAAUAUUGGCUGCAAUAUGAAGUAUUUGAUAUGGCUGAUUAUGGACGCUAACUCAACUAAACCAGUAUCUCUUAGGGCUCUGGUUCACUCUCCCAUUCACUUAUUAACAUUUGCUUUUACGAUAAAUUUGGGUUCAGUUUAAGCGCUAUUUUGGCUUACAAACUAUUUCUAGUCUUGCACCCAUCACUGCUAAUCAUGCUUUUCCUCCCUCUCUUGCCGAUAGUGCCUUUUUAAGAUGGUCAAGUCUGACGAUCAACAUCAUUAAAGUUUUAUACAUUGACAACACUUUUGCCUCUUUCCAGAAACUUUGUGCUACACUUUCACUCCCUAAUCAUUUUUCUUCCAGAUUUGCAGAGUGACACAGUUUCAGAUGUGUUUUUGACACCGCUUCCAACUUUAAAAGGAUCAAUUACUCAUAUUUAUAACCUGAUUUGCUUUAAUGCACCGAGUCUCUAAAUUCACUUAGGUCACUUUGAGGUGAGGAUUCAAGAGUGACCGUAUCUGAGGAAAGCUAGACAGAGAUGUCAUUUGGAGUUCAUACGUCUUCUAUUUGUGCUAAACACAGCCUUAUUCAAUGCAAGCUAAAACCCACCCAUCCAUCCAUCCAUUUUGUACCGCUUGUCUCGCUCAUCAUACUUAUUACACCAAGGUUCGACUGGCUAAGCUGUAUGACGGAAUACUUGAAUCGAGGGAUUAGUGCCAACUGUCUACAGCUAACUUAAUACAUAUGUUUUGGCUUUGCCUAUCCCUGUGCAGUUAUUGGACAUGCAUUUUUAUUUUUUGUCUUUGGUAAUUGGCAAAAUGGUUGAACCAAAUUAAGUGGACUAUUUAGGGUAGCCUUUCUGUCAUCUACUCAACAAAUUCAAAAAGUAUCUGGCAGCAUUUACUAUUUUGUUGGCUGGAAGAUUAAUUGUGCUAAAUUGGAAGGCUGCAGCGCCUCCCUGCCACACCUGCUGGAUUAGAGAUAUUCUUUAUUUCCUUAAAUUGGAGAAAACUAGGCUGACAUUGAACGGUAAUUCUGUGAAAUUUCAUGAAGUAUGGGGUGCUUUCUUCAAAUUUGUAAAGGAGACUCAUCUACAGUUUGGCCCCGAUUGAGACGUGGUUGAAUUGUGGAUGAUUGAUUAGCCUUUUGUUUUCCGUUGUGUAUUGCUGCACCAUAUGGCCUAGUGGUUAGAGUGUCCGCCCUGAGAUCGGUAGGUUGUGAGUUCAAACCCCGGCCGAGUCUUACCAAAGACUAUAAAAAAAAUGUGACCCAUUGCCUCCCUGCUUGGCACUCAGCAUCAAGGGUUGGAAUUGGGGGUUAAAUCACCAUAAUAAAUGAUAAAUGGGUUGUACUUGUAUAGCGCUUUUCUACCUUCAAGGUACUCAAAGCGCUUUGACACUACUUCCACAUUUACCCAUUCACACACUGAUGGAGGGAGCUGCCAGCACCCAUCAGGAGCAAGGGUGAAGUGUCUUGCUCAGGACACAACGGACGUGACGAGGUUGGUACUAGGUGGGAUUUGAACCAGGGACCCUCGGUUUGCGCACGGCCACUCUCCCACUGCGCCACGCCGUCCCUAAAUAAUUCCCAGGCGCGGCACCACUGCUCCCCUCACUUCCCAGGGGGUCAUCAGGGGGAUGGGUCAAAUGCAGAGGACAAAUUUCACCACACCAUGUGUGUGUGUGUGACAAUCAUUGGUACUUUAACUUUACCUUUAAUAUUACGACCAUUCGGAAGUGCAGUUGUUUGUGGCUUUUUAUUUGACAGAUUUUUUUUGGGGGGUGGGGGAAAAAAGAACAUUUGAUUUGUAAUGUAUUGCAUUUCCAUUAACUAUGUGUUAAACAAUUUCAAAAAACAAAACGUUUGAAAAAAUAAAGAUAUACUUUAUGUGACGAUCUGUCACUUCAUUUCAAUCAAUCAAUCAAUCAAUCAAUCAAUCAAUGUUUACUUGUAUAGCCCUAAAUCACUAGUGUCUCAAAGGGCUGCACAAACCAGACCACAAACCACUACGACAUCCUCAGUAGGCCCACAUAAGGGCAAGGAAAACUCAAACCCAGUGGGACGUCGGUGACAAUGAUGACUAUGAGAACCUUGGGGAGGACGAAAGCAAUGGAUGUCGAGCGGGUCUAACAUGAUACUGUGAAAGUUCAAUCCAUAGUGGAUCCAACACAGUCGCGAGAGUCCAGUCCAAAGCGGAUCCAACACAACAGCGAGAGUCCCAUCCACAGCGGAGCCAGCAGGAAACCAUCCCAAGCGGAGGCGGAUCAGCAGCGCAGAGAUGUCCCAAGCUGAUAUACAGGCAAGCGGUCCAUUCUGGGUCCUGACUCUGGACGAGCGGUCCAUCCUGGGUCCCAGCUCUGGACGAGCGGUCCAUCCUGGGUCCCGACUCUGGACAGCCAGUACGUCAUCCAUGGCCAUCGGACCGGAACCCCUCCACAAGGAGGGGUGGGACAUAGGAGAAAAAGAAAAGAAACGGCAGAUCAACUGGUAUUUCUUGUUUUUGUAUUUACUUCCCGUCAGUGCUCUUAUUUUGUUAAAUUUCCUGUUUGUUCCACGGAGCACUGUUUUCUCCUCACCUGCCGUUGAUUGGCAGCCGGUCCACACCUGCUGCCAAUCAACAUAUGUCUAUUUAUGUUUUCACUCGAGCACUCCUCAUUGCUCAAAGAUAACACACUCUGUUUGGAACCUCUGAUUGCAAGACUGCUUCAUUUUUCUGUGUGAUGAUAAUUAAAGUCAUC